UCUCCACAACUAACAACCACCAUGGCUAAGCUUCUGGCUCUCUCUCUUUGCUUUUGCUUGCUGCUUCUGCGAGUUAGCAGCUCUGCUUUCAGGCAGCAGGCGGAGGAGAAUGUGUGCCAGUUCCAACGCCUCAAUGCUCUGAGACCUGACAACCGCAUUGACUCGGAAGGCGGUUUCAUUGAGACUUGGAACCCCAAGAGUCAGGAAUUCCGGUGUGCCGGAGCCACCCUCUCUCGCUGCACUCUCCGCCGCAAUGCCCUUCGCCGCCCUUACUACUCCAAUGCUCCCCAGCAGAUCUUCAUCCAGCAAGGAAGCGGGUACUUUGGGUUGAUAUUCCCCGGUUGUCCUGCGACAUUUGAAGAGCCAAAUCAUCGGGGAUCCCAAAGGCACCAAAAGGUGCAGCGCUUCAAAGAGGGUGAUCUCAUCGCGGUGCCCCAUGGUGUUGCUUUCUGGAUGUACAAUGACCAAGACACCGAUCUUGUUACCCUUUGUUUUAUGCACACCGACAGCUUCCACAACCAACUUGACUACUUCCCCAGGAAAUUCAAUUUGGCUGGGAAACAAGAGCAAGAAUUCCUACAGUACCAACAUCAACACGGUGGUCCCCGUAGCCAGGAAUUUAGCCCACGUGACCACCACGAAGGCGAAGGUGGAAACAUCUUCAGCGGCUUCACUCCGGAGUUCCUCUCACAUGCCUUCCAAGUUGACAGGGAGAUAGUGCAAAAUCUAAGGGGGGAGAACGAACGCGAGGAACAGGGACCCAUUGUGACAGUCAGGGGAGCCCUCAGAAUCUUAAGCCCUGAAAGAGAGGAAUUUGAUGGAAGAGGAAUGGGCAAUGGGAUUCAGGAGACUAUUUGCACUGCAACUGUUAAGAAGAACCUUCAAGGAUUGACAACCGAAUUCAGCUACAAUCCUCAAGCUGGUAUCCUUAGAAAUGUGAACGAUCUCAGACUCCCAAUCCUCAACUGGCUUGGACUCAGUGCUGAAUAUGGAAAGCUUUACAGAAAUGCAAUGAUUGUUCCUCACUACAAUCUCAACGCAAACAGCAUCAUAUAUGGAUUGAACGGACGGGCACACGUACAAGUAGUGGACUGCAAUGGCAACAGAGUGUUCGACGAGGAGCUUCAAGAGGGUCACGUGCUGGUGCUGCCGCAGAACUUCGCAGUAGCUGUGAGGUCGCAGAGCGAGAAUUUCGAAUACGUGGCAUUCAAGACAAACUCAAGGCCCAGCAUGGCCAACCUCGCCGGUGAAAACUCCAUCGUAUGGAACUUGCCGGAGGAGGUGGUUGCGAAUUCAUAUGGCCUCCCAAGGGAGCAAGCAAGGCAACUCAAGAACAAUAACCCCUUCAAGUUCUUGGUUCCGCCUCAAGACUCUCACAUGAUGAUCAAGACUGAUGUGGCUUAGAAAUAGCAACUGUGUAGUUACAUCCCUCCAACUCCUCCCUUUCAAUACCGCGCAACCGUUCUUUCGAAUAGUCUUUGACGGCCAAAUGAUACCCAAGCAAGAAUGAUACAUAUUUAGUUAGGGUGGCUAUUCCAAUGAAGAUUUUAUGAUUGUCAUCAUAUAAGAUAUUUCAUUUUGACCA
Arachis ipaensis is the source of this 1585-nucleotide messenger RNA. Its product is annotated as arachin Ahy-3-like. Gene Ontology annotation, molecular function: nutrient reservoir activity. The record is from RefSeq and is a predicted model, not a curated record. Lineage: Eukaryota; Viridiplantae; Streptophyta; Magnoliopsida; Fabales; Fabaceae.